AAAGGGGAAAUCUCUCAUUGGUAAACAAUAUACAACUAGCUAGUAACAUUAACUAAAAUCUCAGGAGUGUUGCAGUUUUAACUGUCUGAGAAUGGCCACAUUUUGGCAAACCCUAAUACACUAUGCAGUUGUGGGGUGUCUCUUGAGUAGUUUUGCGGUGGAAGGGAGGCCAGCUUAUAGUUAUGUUUCUCCACCACCACCGGCCUCCCCUCCGCCGUAUACUUAUACCUCUCCGCCACCACCAUCGACUCCCUCUCCACCACCGCCAGUGCAUUCGCCGCCCCCUCCUUCACCUCCACCACCGUCACCACCACAUUCGCCUCCUCCACCUUCACCUCCACCGCCUUCUCCACCACCUUCACCUCCUCCGCCCUCACCUCCCCCGCCUUCACCACCACCUUCGCCUCCUCCACCCUCACCUCCCCCGCCUUCACCACCACCUUCGCCACCUCCACCCUCACCUCCCCCGCCUUCACCACCACCUUCCCCGCCUCCACCUUCACCUUCCCCGCCUCCACCUCACCUCUUUCUCUCCCCACCUCCACCAGUUAAGGAAAUUCCACCAGCACCCCUGGUUGCAUCUACACCACCACCACCUAAAAAAGCUCCUUACGUGUAUGUCUCACCACCUCCACCACCUAAAAAAUACGUGUAUGUCUCACCACCUCCACCAACUGAAUCUGGUCCUGCCCCUUUUGUCUACAAAUCUCCACCAUCAUCCUCUCCAUCACCAAGUCCAUCAACACCUUCACAUGAAGCUCCACCUCACUAUAUCAACACUUGUCCCCCACCACCACCCUCUUCUCCUUCAACUCCUAAAGAAUCCCCUCCAUCUCCUUUUGUCUACAAAUCUCCACCAUCAUCCUCCCCCUCUCCAUCUCCAAAACCAAAAGAAUCUCCUCCAUCACCUUUUGUAUAUAAAUCUCCACCAUCUCCAUCUCCGGCACCAAAAGAAUCUCCUCCAUCUCCUUACGUCUAUAAGUCUCCGCCAUCAACUUCACCAUCACCAUCACCUCCGAUCAAUGCAUGCCUAACACCUCCUCCUCCACCAUCACCUCCGAUCAAUGCAUGCCUAACACCUCCUCCAACAUCAUCUUCCCCCGAAACUCCUCCAUCGCCCUUCACCUACAAACCCCCUCCAUCAAGUUCACCAUCAACACCCCCAACUGAAUCUCCUCCAUCGCCUUACGUCUACAAAUCUCCCCCAUCUCCAUCCAAAGAACAACCAUCUCCCUCACCUUCACCAUCACCUUACGUCUAUAAAUCUCCCCCGAAAAGUUCCCCCUCACCAACUCCAUCACCACCGUCAUACUCGGGUCCACCUCAUUAUAUUAACACAUGUCCACCGCCACCACCAGGAUCAGUUCCUCCGAUAGAAUCCCCACCAUCUCCAUUUACCUUCAAGCCUCCACCACAUCAUAAACAUCCUAAUUUUCCGCCUCAUUUCAAGCCCCCACCUCUACCUACUUUCCCACCAUUUCCAACAUAUAAAACUCCACCACCAUCUUCAUCUCCUUCGCCCAUUGUCAAAUCACCACCAUCUCCAUCACCCAAAGAAUCACCCAAGGAAUCCCCACCCCCACCAUCACCCAAAGAGUCACCGCCGCCACCAUCUCCCUCACCCGAAAAAUCACCACCCCCACCAUCACCUAAGGAAUCACCACCACCACCAUCUCCUUCUCCAUCCCCCAUUGUCCACAAGACUCCCCCACCCCCAAAAGCUUACACCUACAAAUCUCCACCACCUCCAAUAGCAAUGCCGCCUUUAGUUCACAUUGCAAAACCACCACCGCCUCCGUCACCGCCACCACCAUCUCCACCACCGCCGUCUCCACCCCCACCAUCACCACCACCACCAUCACCGCCUCCACCGUCCCCAUCACCACCACCUCCUUCCGUGUCUCCUCCAAAAGCAUAUACAUACGUAUCACCGCCACCACCAUCUUCUCCUCCACCGUACUCCUACACCUCUCCUCCGCCUCCCUGUACAGAAACGACAGCUUUUGUUCAACAUAAUGAUCAACAGAUCAAGUACCGAAGAAGUUCCAAACUCAUUUUUGGCCUCAAGAUGGCCUCAGUUUUGGCCUGCCUGUUAUAUGUUACGGCAUUAUGUGUAGUUGCUGCUACUACUGGUGCAAGUGCCCAUGGCAGUUGGCCUUAUGUUUAUGCUUCUCCCCCCAAAACACUGUAUACAUAUAGUUCACCCCCACCUCCUUACAUUUAUAAAUCUCCGCCUCCACCGUCUCCACGGUAUUCGUAUAAAUCGCCACCACCUCCAUAUAUCUAUAAAUCUCCACCACCACCUUCUCCUUCCCCUCCCCCUCCCUACAUUUAUAAAUCGCCACCACCACCGUCCCCCUCUCCUCCACCUCCUUAUAUUUACAAAUCUCCUCCACCACCAUCACCCUCGCCACCACCACCAUAUAUUUACAAGUCUCCUCCACCACCAUCACCCUCACCACCGCCUCCAUAUAUUUAUAAAUCACCACCACCACCAUCCCCCUCCCCUCCUCCUCCUUAUGUUUACAAAUCUCCCCCACCUCCGUCCCCGUCACCACCUCCUCCGUACAUCUAUAAAUCGCCACCUCCUCCGUCACCUUCGCCGCCUCCUCCCUACAUUUAUAAGUCCCCACCUCCACCUUCCCCAUCACCACCUCCUCCCUACGUAUAUAAGUCCCCACCUCCACCGUCACCAUCACCACCUCCUCCCUACAUUUAUAAGUCACCACCGCCACCUUCCCCCCCUCCUCCACCGCCAUAUAUAUACAAAUCACCACCACCACCAUCCCCCUCCCCUCCACCUCCUUAUAUUUACAAAUCUCCUCCACCUCCGUCCCCAUCACCACCUCCCCCAUACAUUUACAAGUCCCCACCUCCUCCUUCCCCCUCACCACCUCCUCCGUACAUUUAUAAAUCCCCACCACCACCAUCCCCUUCCCCUCCGCCUCCUUAUAUUUACAAAUCUCCUCCACCUCCGUCCCCAUCACCACCUCCACCAUACAUUUAUAAGUCCCCACCACCACCAUCUCCCUCUCCUCCACCACCUUAUUUCUACAAAUCUCCACCACCUCCAUCCCCAUCACCACCCCCACCUUACAUUUAUAAAUCACCACCCCCACCAUCUCCGUCUCCUCCACCUCCUUAUAUCUACAAAUCUCCCCCACCUCCUCCCUACAUCUAUAAAUCAUCUCCCGCACCAUCCCCAUCUCCUCUACCUUACAUUUAUGAAUCUUCACCAAUAUCAUCACCAUCACCAUCAGUAGCUCCAUCUGCAUCAAGCCCGUCUCCAUCUGCAUCAAAUCCAGAAUACUACUACAGUUCCCCAUCUCCUCCACCUUACAUUUAUGAAUCUUCACCAAUAUCAUCACCAUCACCAUCACCAUCUGCAUCAAGUCCGUCUCCAUCUGCAUCAAGUCCAGAAUACUACUACUACUACAGUUCCCCACCACUUUCCGAUGGUUAUUAAUCAACUGAACAUUGUAAUCAAAUGCAAGUGUUGGAACAUGUCUUCCUUUAUUGUUUUUCCCUUCAAAAGGUUAUCAUGAUCAGAGUUUGGAUUCAAAGCGCGCGCAGAUUGUACUUGAUUUCUUAUUUAUUAUUCCUACCUAUCGUUGAUAUUAAUUCAAGGUUAUUUCAUUUUUCAUCAA
This is a messenger RNA of Daucus carota subsp. sativus, 3647 nucleotides long. RefSeq names its product extensin-2. Bases 92 to 3466 code for a protein of 1124 amino acids. The transcript has 3 exons. Lineage: Eukaryota; Viridiplantae; Streptophyta; Magnoliopsida; Apiales; Apiaceae. The record is from RefSeq and is a predicted model, not a curated record.